Messenger RNA from Bolinopsis microptera, 2118 nucleotides. RefSeq lists its product as uncharacterized. The record is from RefSeq and is a predicted model, not a curated record. The transcript is spliced from 7 exons. The coding region runs from base 60 to 1424 and encodes 454 amino acids. NCBI's taxonomy places the organism in Eukaryota, Metazoa, Ctenophora, Tentaculata, Lobata, Bolinopsidae.
UUCUAGUUACCACCACCACACUUCGUAUCAAUUUGAGACUUACAUUUCGUUUAUUAGUUAUGUGUCGAACUUGUAAAGCUGAAAACCCUAAGUGGAGCAAGGGUGUUCGAGUUCCCGUUAAAGAUCUGCCGCUUUUCUUUGCUUCGCAACCCAGUUGGAACUUUGAACAGAAAAUCUACGGCCACAAUGUCGUUGUAUCUGAGAGAGCCAGACCCACGCUAACUGGGAGACUGGGCUGUCACGAUCUUGACGGAGUCGUCCAUCGUCGUCAGGAUCACUUCCUGGCCAGAGAGAUCUUCCACUGUCCUGGCAAGAAAUACAACUGUUCUCCUCGAACUGCUUGCACCGGUCGACGCCGUCACUGCUACGGACUCUGUAAAGUGACAGUAUACAGUGCUAACAAGGACGUAGCUAUCGUGCAGUUCGCCGGAACCCACGGUACCGGAGCACUUCAGAGACGAGUCUGGCCUUACAACCAGUAUGAAACUGUUUCGGACUCACCACCACGGGACAUGAGCAAGAAAGAAAGCAAGAUGCGCGCCAUAUUCGGAUCUCCCACUAAAGAGGAGAUGAACUGGAACAAGGUUAACAGACCGAAGGUACAGGAGGACCUGUCAGCCUUCAAACAGCUUCCCAAACAGACCCCCUUCAUCAAGGACGAGAACAUUGAUCUGAACAGCUACUACCAGCCCAGAAUGCAGAACAUCUACACCACCCAGCAGCAGCAGCAACCUCUCCAGUGCUCCACCAUGCUUUAUCACAGCCCUCCCAGCUACACUGUGGACCAGAUGUUAUCCCCAGAAAUCAGCCCGGAGGACCAGUUGAAGCAGAACCAAAUGAUGAGCGCAUGCUCUCAGCUCUCACCCUACACUUUUUACCAACAACCAUUACCCUUCCCCAACAACAACAACCAAGCCCCCCAAUCUCCACAGAACUUCUGGAAUAACUCAGGAUUUGUGAUGAGUCAGCACAUGCCGAUGACACCCCCUCAGAUCAAGUCGGAGAAACUCGAGAGUGACUAUAUUCCGACCCUCAGCGAGGUGAACUGCAAAUUGGACGAUCUGGAGCCCUCAUUCUACGACAUGUCGCCGUCAGAACCAAACAGCAAACGAAGAAGACUAGACACACAACCCCAACAACACCUCUACCAACCCCAACAGAUACAACCCUGUCCGACCGACCAGAUCACCAACAUGGCGGACAUCUGGAGACCAUACCUUCAUCCUAACGAAUACUGUGAUAACAUGUUGCCUCAGAUCAAACUGGAUAACAGCCUGUUCUCCGAACCCAUGACCCCACAAGACAAUCUGAUCAGUUUCAUGCUGAAGGGGCCAGAAGAACCCAACAAUCAUAUAGUUAGAGACUCACAGAAACUUCUAGCCAAUAUGAAUAUGUCCAGUGGGCUCCAGUUGACGAAGCUGUGAAAGAGGUUUAUAAUUAUAGUAGAAUUUUAUUGAGAUUUUCAAUCUUUUGAUGAACGCGAACUUUCAGAACAGCAUUUUGCCUUCUUUGACACGAGUGCACUGAACAAAAGACGAAUUAAUUGGUAAUUGGUAAUGUUUAAGUUCUUGAUGUUUUUAACAAAUUAUAGCCGAGAAAUUUCUUUAUUUAACUAUUUAAUGCCCUUUAAUUAUCUGAAUUAUAGCAAGCGAAACUAAAAUGGAGGCCAAGAUAUUUAUGAAUUAAAUAUUUCUUAUCCAUUAUUUAACUAAACUAUAAAAUAUAUAGUAUUUAUUGCAAUCGUGACUUCGAAUUGACGUAAUUAAGUGUAAAUUAUUUAUUUUAACUUCCUUUAGGGGCCCCUUUAUGAUUCUACCUGCAAAUAUUAUACCUUGUUUUAGUCUCUUUCAGAGUAUACAUACAAUGCUGAUAGUACAAGAGUAUAAUAUGAUAAUAGACAGAUAAUCUUCUCUGAUAUUGUACAAGCAAACUCCAGUAUGUUGCUGAUAAGAUAAAAGAAUGUAUAAUAUAGAGGCUAGUUAGUGAGGGUCUUUAUACCAUUCAACGUUUAGGCAACGGUUUCUUAUUUGUAUUUAACUAUUUAACGUUUUCUAUACUGUUUAGAUCGAACGGCUUGUUCAAGCAAUUGUAAUAUAAAAUAGAUUAUUUGAUUCUUGC